This is a messenger RNA of Notothenia coriiceps (black rockcod), 2392 nucleotides long. RefSeq names its product general transcription factor 3C polypeptide 3-like. Lineage: Eukaryota; Metazoa; Chordata; Actinopteri; Perciformes; Nototheniidae. Gene Ontology annotation, biological process: transcription by RNA polymerase III. The coding region runs from base 140 to 2392 and encodes 750 amino acids. The transcript has 14 exons. Gene Ontology annotation, molecular function: protein binding. Gene Ontology annotation, cellular component: transcription factor TFIIIC complex. The record is from RefSeq and is a predicted model, not a curated record.
AGGUCACGUGACUAUGUAACAUCCGGGCGAUUUGUGUUUACUUCAGUCAGUAGCAAGUAUGGCUGUAUAGAGAGUUAGUUAGGAUGUUACAGGACACAUUUUGAUAAAGAAGAAUCUCCUGGGUCUUCAGCAGACAGACAUGUCUGGGUUCAGCGCGGAGCUCAUAGACUACCUGGAGGGGAGGAUAAGUUUUGAGGAGUUCGACAAGCGGAGAGAUGAGCGGAAAGCAAAGGAGUCGGAGGGACCUGCAGGUGUCGAGGAGGAGGCUCAGCCUUCCACCUCCUCCAUUAUCCCGGGAAAGAUAGAGGAGGGGGUCAGCCCGGGGGUCCAGCUGGCCUUCGCCUCCAUGCUGGAAGAAAAGCCAGAACCAGCAUCUUCAGAAGAGCCGGAGGAGGAGGAGGAAGAGGAGGAGGAGGAAGAGGAGGAGGACAGCCUGAGCUACGUGGAUGAUGAAGAAGAUCAGGAUUACAAGGUGGAGAAAGAUGAGGGGGGGAAGAUGGAGAUGGACAUAGAGGAGGCGGCAGAGGUAAAGGAGGCAGAGAAGGGGCCAGGGGUGACAAUAGAAAGAAGACAAAAAGGCAGGAAGAAGAAGAAGAAGAAGAGAGCGAUGGAUGAGGACGAAGACGUGGCAGUGGGGGAUGUGUUUGCCCUAGAGAUGGAGCUGAACCGAGAAAACAAGAAGAUGAUGAAGGAGCGGCGUCAUCGCAGCAAGCUGCCCAGAGCUCUGAGAGGCCUGAUGGGAGAGGCCAACAUCCGCUACGCCCGAGGAGAGAAAGAGGACGCCAUCCUGAUGUGCAUGGAGAUCAUACGACAGGCUCCUCUGGCCUAUGAGCCCUUCUCCACCUUGGCCAUGAUCUACGAGGAUGAGGAGGACAUGGAGAAGGCGCUGCAGUUCGGUCUGAUCACGGCCCAUCUCAACCCCUCAGACUGCGAGGAGUGGGUCAGACUGGCCGAAAUGUCUCUGGAGCAGGACAACAUCCGACAGGCCAUCGUCUGCUACUCGAAGGCUAUUAAAUAUGACCCCACCAACGUGCGCUACGUGUGGGAGCGCUCCAGCCUGCACAUGCGCCUGGGCGAACACAAACAGUGCAUGGACGGAUACCGCAAGAUCCUGUCCCUGCUGCCCAUGGAGGACGGGGAGCACUUCAUGCAGCUCUCCAAGGACAUGGCCAAGAGCUACUAUGAGAGUAAUGACUUGCCCUCAGCUCUGGGGGUAAUUGAGGAAGCUCUUGCGCGACACCCCGACCUGGUCAGCGAUGACUUCAUCAACAUGGCCGCCGAGCUCUUCAUCUCCAACCGGCAGUACAACAAGGCCCUGCGGGUGCUGGUCCAGUUUGCAGCUAUAGUUUUGGUCAGGGAUGAAUCCAACCCAGAUGUUGUCGAACCAAGGGAAGAAGAGAAGGAGGCGGAGAAGACGACUGAGGAAGAAGCAAACACGAAUGAAGAAUGUUCAACAACUGUGAAGACUGUAGAGGAAAUAGCUGCAGAAGAGAACGGUGAAAUUCGGGAUGUCCAAGUGCCAGACAGUGUCCCAGUGGACCUGAGGACCAAGCUAAUGGUUUGCCUCAUUCACCUGCGUGUCAUCACACCCCUGGAGGGCCUGGUGUCGUCGCUGAUGGAGCAGAGUCAGGAGGAGAUCGGGGACUUGUACCUGGAUGUAGCUGAAGCCUACCUGGAGGAGGGCGAGUACAUGGCUGCUCUGCCUCUGCUGUCCGCCCUCGUCAUCUCCGAGAAGUACAACCUGGCCGUCGUCUGGCUCCGACACGCAGAGUGUCUGAAGGCGCUGGGCCACAUGGAGGUGGCGGCACAGAGCUACACUAAAGUGGUGGAUAUGGCCCCCCAGCACCUGGAGGCGCGGCUCUCCCUGGCCACCCUGCAGCAGCAGCUGGGCCGACCCGACUGCGCCCUCAAAGCUCUGGAGUCCAUGUACGACAGCGACACUCUGGCACAGGACUCUUCAGCCGCACAGAAGGAAUUGAAGCUGCUUCUCCAUCGCUCCACCCUGCUGAAGACCCAGGGACUCACACAGGACUACCUGGAUGCUAUGAUCACUAUGAUCUCCAUGCUGCUGAAGGUGUCCAUGCAGCGAGCUAAGGUGUGUGUGCGUUCUGUCACCUUGUCGGGGGAGAGUCACCUGAGACUGGUGAAGUCUAAAGACAUGGUGCCAGAGAUUGAUGAUCAUGAGGCUGCAUAUCUGGACAACACAGGACGCGUCACUUGCCUUAUUUACACCGAGUUAAGCGUCGACUACGACCACACCUGCAUGCAAGCCCUGCAGAAUGAUUAUGAGCGAAGGACCUCCAUACGGCCCGGGCACCACCGACCCUUCAUCGGCUUCCAAGCGGGAUCCAGAGCUCCAGAGGCCGGGCGAAGAAACGCUGCCCCUCGGUAG